AUUCUUAUCAUUUCAAGUAUAUUCAUUUACUGUGAUGGCAAAGUAAAAAAAAACACAACAUUAAAACGCAUGAAGGUGAUAAGAAAUCCCUUCCAGAGGACACUCAAUGGUGUCUCUCUAACUUGCGAAAUUUGACAACAAGAAAGUCCUAUGAUGCAUUUGGCCAUGAGUACAAUUCAGUACAAAACAUUUCAAGGAGAUAUAAGAAUAUUAUCAACAAUGAACUGAAAGGCGCCAAAAACAUUGUGAACAUUAGAAACGAGCAUAACAUAUGGAUAAAGUCAAAGAAGAAUACUAACUAGUGGCUAGAGAAAAUAAGAGUAGAAACAGUCUCAAAUACACAUAUUGAAGGCGGCCAAUACGUUCAGGAGGUUGUCAGGUCUUAAAUUGACCAAAUAAGAACCAUGGAUAAUAGUCAGAAUCAAGAAAAAGACGCCCAAACUGACAAAACUGAUAGAGAAGCUACUGAGUAUCAUGAAGAUGAGCAAAAUAAAAUUAAAGAAACUGAAGAAGAUAGAAAGUGUCGAAGUAGAACCUUGGAUUAUGGAGAAUGGUAUCAAUGUUACAACCUUGUUCACUGAAUAUUAUAAACGUGUUGAACAGUUUUUUAAGACUGAAGGUUUAAUCGCAAUUGAAAUCCAUGUUCAAGAGUUAUCAGCCCUAAACCACAUACUACUUUUAAAACCAUUGCAACAUAGCAAAAUGAUAAGAAAAGUGUUCACUGACGAGAAUAUUAAAUAUAUCACAAAUGAACAACUAAAAACGUCAAUGAACUCCUCGCUUGAUUUUACCAGUGAUGAAUUAACACAGUUAAACCUCGUAUUAAAACGUUUAAUAACUCAAACCCAAAGUGUACAUAAUAUCGCUACUAAUCUUAGGGUAUUCUCCAAUUCCUUGGAUUACGAAAAACGCCGAGUCAUCAUAGGCAUUGCAAUGCUAGUCAUAAAACUCCCUAAAGAUCCAAUCGUAGAUAUCACUACUAUUUCUGAAUCAAAACUGUGGAGUAUUUAUUUCGACCCUUUUUUAUCUGCCAUUAUAUCCGAUAAUGAAAGAAACACACUUUUAAGAUGGUUAAACAAGCAAGCUGAGGACGAUCUUUUAAGACCAGACGCAUCCUUUACAACGAUCAACCAAUUACAGUUUGGUUUCAAUCUUGGAUUUGGUGAAGUGAAAAUUAGUCAGCCGACAUGCGAUAAAGGAGCACUUUGCAACGACGUUUUACGAUUAACCCAUCUAACCAAAGAAUACCUUGAUAAUCAUCGUUUAGAUGCUUCACUUAGUUUCCAAAUUCAUGGCUUUUCUGUUUCAUUUUAUAUGACUCAAUUACCAUGUCAUAAACUAUACACGACGACUGAACUCGGUAAAGUAUCGUUUUCGAAAUCGUUAAAAGACAUAUCCGCUUUCUGCUGUCCGCAAAAUUUGCAAUUUCUAAUUCAGGUUACAAAUGCUUUCUGGAGCCAUUGCAAACCUAGUCUAUCCCCUUCGGUCAUAAAAGAAAGUUCAUCAAGAUCGUGA
Molecule: messenger RNA, 1515 nt
Organism: Mucor mucedo
Lineage: Eukaryota; Fungi; Mucoromycota; Mucoromycetes; Mucorales; Mucoraceae
Exons: 3
Coding region: 475-1515 (346 amino acids)
Source: RefSeq, a predicted model, not a curated record